This is a messenger RNA of Nomia melanderi (Alkali bee), 964 nucleotides long. It is a transcript of the gene san, whose product is annotated as Probable N-acetyltransferase san. The record is from RefSeq and is a predicted model, not a curated record. Gene Ontology annotation, cellular component: NatA complex. Gene Ontology annotation, molecular function: acyltransferase activity, transferring groups other than amino-acyl groups. Gene Ontology annotation, biological process: mitotic sister chromatid cohesion. Lineage: Eukaryota; Metazoa; Arthropoda; Insecta; Hymenoptera; Halictidae.
AUUCUUAAACCUAUCAAAAUUUGAAGUAACAAGGCAUAUUUAACCUAUCGUAUUUAGUAUAUAAUAAGAUUCUGGUGCGAUACGAAUAAAGCGGCACAAUUUUAGUGCAACAUCGAUAAAAUAUUAUUUGUUAAUACUUUUUCUUGUAAUACUAUUAGUGUAAAAAUUUGUUGAUAUUGUUUAUUUUAGAAUCCUUAGAAAUCUCUGGUACUUCCUAAUAUGACUAGAUCAAAGAUAGAGUUAGGAGAUGUAACCCCACACAACAUAAAACAGCUAAAACUUCUUAAUCAAGUGGUAUUUCCUGUCUCGUAUAAUGAGAAAUUUUACAAGGAUGUGUUAGAAGCUGGAGAAUUAGCGAAACUGGCAUAUUAUAAUGACAUAGUGGUUGGAGCAGUUUGUUGUCGAGUAGAUACCUCAGAAAAUUCUAGGCGUUUAUAUAUUAUGACGUUGGGAUGCCUUUAUCCCUAUAGAAGAUUAGGAAUUGGUACUGUAAUGGUACAACAUGUUUUAAACUAUGUCAACAAAGACGGCAAUUUUGAUUCAAUCUUUCUUCAUGUUCAAAUAAGCAAUGAAGGAGCUAUUGAUUUUUAUAAGAAAUUUGGAUUUGAAAUAGUAGAGACGAAGGAACACUAUUAUAAGAGAAUAGAACCUGCAGAUGCACAUGUACUACAAAAAACAUUACGUCCUAGAAUAAAUAAAGAACAAACAAAUAUUCAACAAGUCAAUCAAUAAAAAAUUGUUGAUCAUUAAUUUAUGGCAUCCAAAAAAAACUACAUGUCCUUACAGUCUGGUAAUAAAAUAAUUUUUAUUCUAUUUCCCAGUGUGUUAUAAGUUAUAAAAUUAGAAUUUUAUAAAUAAUUUAAUAAAGUUAACAAAUACAAUGUACUUCCAUGUAAAAAACAAAUGUAACUUAAUAAACCCUAUGAAUUGUUAACACUUUCUCAAAACAAAGAAAACUUCUAUC